Messenger RNA from Zerene cesonia (dogface butterfly), 2070 nucleotides. RefSeq lists its product as uncharacterized. Gene Ontology annotation, biological process: positive regulation of voltage-gated potassium channel activity; regulation of synaptic transmission, cholinergic; sleep. The transcript has 3 exons. The coding region runs from base 111 to 557 and encodes 148 amino acids. NCBI's taxonomy places the organism in Eukaryota, Metazoa, Arthropoda, Insecta, Lepidoptera, Pieridae. The record is from RefSeq and is a predicted model, not a curated record.
ACCAAGCUUGAAGCUCCGUUUUGUAUGUUGUUGUACAUAAAUCAAACGGCGAAAUAGUUUAAAAAGUUUUAUAUUUUACUGAAUUUUAACAGUUAAAAUCAAUAUAAAUAAUGGUUUUAUACGUCAAACACAUGUUGGUAGCUUAUAUUAUUCUUAAUAUAGUAUCAAGUGCUUUAUGUAUUAAGUGUUGGAGCUGCAGAUCUAGCAACGAUCCUAAAUGUGCAGAUCCAUUCGAUAACAGUACCGUUCCAAUUACGGAUUGCAAACAAGAGAAGGGUUUACGACAUUUGCCGGGGGUAAGACCAUCCAUGUGUCGGAAAAUAAGACAGAAAGUGAAUGGUGAAUGGCGAUACAUAAGAGACUGUGCAUAUCUUGGUGAGGUGGGCAUCCAAGGAGAUGAAAGGUUCUGCCUCAUGAGAACAGGGACAUACAAUAUAUUUGUAGAAUACUGCACAUGUAACAGUAAAGAUGGAUGUAAUUCAGCUAGCUUAGCUUAUCCUAAUGUCGCUGUAGUUAUAAUGGCAACUCUCGCUUAUUUGUUCUUUAAAAUGUCAUAGCCAAUGUUAUAUUCAAAUGUUGCUUCAUUACAAAAUGAUGAAUGUGUUUUGUCACAUUAUGUUUUAAUUCCUUUUAUGUGUAUGAUUUCCUAUGAUGAAAUAAUUAAUAGCCGUUAAUGAUAGGUUAUAAUCUUUUUGAUAAUUAAUCCACAAUCUGAAUUUAUGUUCUCUUUUUACAAUAUAUAAAUAUCAAUGUAUGUUACCCAGUGAAGCCUCAAAAACAUACACAAUAACUUAAACAUGUCUCAUAAUAUAUGUCUUGUCUUUAGUUCUAUGGACUAGAUCUAAAAUCGUGUUUCAGUUCUUUAUAAGAGCUUAAUCAUAUAUACUGAGUGCAAAGCAAGUAUUGGCAUUUACAAUAAAAAGUUGUAGCAAUAAGCUACAAAGCCAUUCUUAGUUGAAUAAAACAUACUUUAAUCAACUAAAAACCUAAAAAUUACAAAUAUCUUCUAAUAAGUAUACAUUUGACAAAUAUUUGAAAGGGGUCAACCCUUACAUUGAAUCUCUAUAGAUAGAUCUAGAAUCUUUAUAGUGUUUUUUUUUUUUAAUUUAAUAACACUUUCAAUAAUUUUAAGAAAUCAAAUUCAGUUGAAAUGCAUAGACAGUUACAAGUGAUGCACUGUGCAUAAUUUACUACACUAAGCAUAUACCUCUGAAGAAAAUCAUGUUAAUUUUUUUUGUGAAUUAUGUUAACGACAUAAAUUUUAAUAGAAAAACACCAGUUUUGUGUUAUAAUUCACACAAACAUAUUAUGUACUAUUAGUACACAUACAUAUUUUAUUGUAUGUCCUCACUACAAAGAUUUUUUCCCAUACUAAAGUCAACCAAAAUUCUAUUUUGAAGUUAUAUAUAUAAAUACCUGUAAUUUGAAGAUUUGUACCUUCUUAUUCAUCUGAUUGUGAUUUGAACAAAUUCAUGAUUAUUGUACACUUGACACUUAGAUUUAUAACAUUUUUGUUUGAUGAAGUGUUUGUAUAUGUGCACAUACACUUUUUUAUGAAAUGUGUUGAGUUAGCCUUUGUUUGAUUUCUAUAUUGUUUGUAAUCUGGAAGUAGAGUAAAUAUGUUCAUAUAUACUAUCUUCUUUUAAUUAAUUAUAAAUGAAUGUCUCCUGAAGUAAAAAGAAUAACUUUUUUUUAUUUUGUAUCGUCUCUCAUAUUACAAUUACUCUACUUUCAUUUUUAUUAAAGAUAUGAGGUAUAUGAUUUUACAGACAAAAACAUUUGAAAAAAUACUACUUUAUUACCUUCAUCAGUGUUAAAUAACACUGCAAUGUUUGUAUUUGUAAAAACAUGAAGCAACAUUACUAAGUGCCUAUUUUGUUAGAUUUUCUUUUUAACAUUGAUAUUGACUUUCAUCUUUACCUACUACAAGUACAGGUUAAAUAUUUUUAUUUAAUAACAAUAAACAGUAAAUACGUAGCUGUUUACUAGUUUGUAAGCUUUACGUACAAACCGGUUUUGUAUAAAUGUUUUAUAAAUAUGUUAAAACGACUGACAGUUCCGUCCAUUAUU